UUUCUCCAGCAAGUUUUAUUUGUUAAUUUAGAAUGCAGAACCUUUUAACUUUUCUCUGAAAGCAAAUAUUGACUUUGUUUCAUAGUAACCUGGACUUCGCUCAGGAGGGGAAAAGCCUGGCAUUCCGGAAAAUGGCAGCUGAGACAUCCACAGAAGUUCCAAAAACUGCUAGACAGUUCGUCCUUAAGGAAGAGGUAAUUGCAGAAAGAAAAUGGUUGAAGCUUGAAGAAACAACUUACACUGAUCCCUUUGGUAAAACCAGAACUUGGGAAACUGUAAAGCGUACUAGCAACAAAAAGGGGGUCUCAGCUGAUGGUGUCGCAGUGAUAGCGGUACUACAGAGAACCCUCCACUACGACUGCAUUGUCCUCGUGAAACAGUUCAGGCCCCCAAUUAAUGGCUAUUGCUUGGAAUUUCCUGCAGGCCUCAUUGAGGAAAAUGAGACUGCAGAAAGUGCUGCAUUGCGAGAGCUGGAGGAAGAAACAGGGUACAAGGGGGAGGUCGUUGAAUGUACUCCAGCUCUCUGCUUGGACCCAGGUCUGUCAAACAGCACCACACACAUUGUGAGUGUCACCAUUAACGGGGAUGAGGCCGAGAACACGAGACCUAAGCAAAAACUGGAUGAUGGAGAAUUUGUGGAAGUUAUUUCACUUCCAAAGAACGACCUACUGCAGAGAAUUGAUGAACUGGCAGCAGAACAACACCUGGCAGUGGACGCCAGGGUUUACACCUACGCACUGGCCCUCAAGCGUGCGUCAGAAAAACCACUUCAGGUCCCUUUUAUGAAGUGA
Molecule: messenger RNA, 791 nt
Organism: Nestor notabilis (Kea)
Lineage: Eukaryota; Metazoa; Chordata; Aves; Psittaciformes; Psittacidae
Gene: NUDT5
Product: nudix (nucleoside diphosphate linked moiety X)-type motif 5
Exons: 9
Coding region: 132-791 (219 amino acids)
Biological process (GO): nucleoside phosphate metabolic process; ribose phosphate metabolic process
Cellular component (GO): nucleus
Molecular function (GO): ADP-ribose diphosphatase activity
Source: RefSeq, a predicted model, not a curated record